UUUUUGGUUUCGGAAGGGGCCAGCGUUCGCGGUAGCCCUCGCCGCUCGAGUGGCCCAUUCAAUUGUCCGGCCGGCGUCGCCACGAGGCUUCGGCAGCAGCGACUCACCCUCGCCCAUUCCGCAGAUCAGACUCUCCCCCUCCGGGAAUGAGGUCAACCUCGCACCACCCCCGCUUAUAAGCACAGCGCCGCACUCGGUGGGCCUUGUUCUCCCCGUGCAAACCUCCAUUUGGAUCUGUUCAGAAACGCCAUCGUCGACGACGCAGGAGCACUCACAGCCCGAGACAUGCACACCGUCAGGAAUUUCUUCAGCAUAAUGCUGGUCUGCGCUGGCUUCUCGGCGGUGCUUGCCCAGCAAGGAUACGGUGGAGCUGGCGGCUACGGCGGCGCUGGCGCCGGCGGAGCUUACGGUGGUGGCGCCGGAUCUGGAGGCUACGGUGGAGCGGGUGCCUAUGGAGGUGGAGCGGGUGCCUACGGAGGUGGAGCGGGUGCCUACGGAGGUGGAGCGGGUGCCUACGGAGGCGGAGCGGGUGCCUACGGAGGUGGAGCGCCCGGCGGCGGAGCUGUCUACACAGGAUCGAGUGUCGCUCCUGCCGGAGGUUACGGUGGAGGCGACUACGGCGGCGCCGCGACGGGCGGCGCGGCAGCCUAUGGAGGAGCUCCUGCAGCCGGAGGAGCGUACGGCGCCGCGAGCCCAUACAGCGGUUCCUUCGACUUCACCAACAACGUGAACCACGCCGGUUACGGUGCGGGCGUCGGCGGUGUCCAGGCAGCCGGCGGAUACGGUGGUGCCCAGGCCACCGCAACCCAGGGCUACGCUGCCUCCGGAGGACUCGGCCAGGGUGCUAGCUAUGGUGGAGCGGCUGGCCUUGGAGCUGGCUACGGCGCCGGAGCCGCUGGAGCUGGCGGAGCCGGACUUGGGGUAUCCUACGGAGGCGCCGGUGGCUAUGGAGGCGGCGCCGGAGGCUACGGUGCAGCGUCCGGUCUGGCUGGAGCUGCCCAGGUGUAUGGUGGUGGUGCCUCAGGAGCCGGCGGAUACGGAGGCGGAUUCCAUCAGCAGGGAGGCGCCAGCGGUGGAUACUGAGCGACGUCUGUUGACGCCAGCACAAGCGAUACAAGCCACUAAAGAAAACACAGAGGGAGCGUGCCGAGCCUACCGGCACGGGUCUCGCAAUCUUACCAGUCGCAGUCCUCUGCUAAGAACGAGCUAUUCUUUGUUGCUCCAUCCCUCCCCCACGCACCCUCCACACUUUCUUUUCUCGUACCUUUCCCUCUCCACAUAAUUGUCAAUGCUCUUGUCGGUCCUUUGUACUAGGCCUUGCUGCCUUUCUGUCCUUAAGAAGUAGUCGUUCAGCGGGAUAUUCGAAACUACAGCGCGUGACGCUUAGAGCAGAGCACCGCGACUCGAAACAGUGUCGGGCAACGCUCACAGAGGCAAGGAAUAGCGCUGGGUUAGUUCGUUCGAUUAGUAAAGGAGUAUCUAGAGAACAACCGUGACUUUAAGAUAAUGUCCGCAGCUGAUGGGCGUAUUGAGCGUGGUCGACUUCGUUAAGGCAGAUGAAUUUACCUUUUCAAUUCCUCGUUCCACACUUGAAACGUUGAGCAUGGAUUAUUAGUGGCGAUCCGUGACUUCGUGUGUGAAUGGCGGAAGGGUCGGCCAUUUCAAAAGUAAUCAAAAGUACGAAUUAAUUUGGAUUACAUCGGUCAGUUUUUUCGCUACAAUAGCAAAACAUUCACCUUUGGUUGUAUAAUAUUCGCAGAUUCAUUGCUAAAUCACACAUCUUUAAUCAAGACGUUUCUACCUGACAGGUGUAGUGUGGCAGUCACGUUAGCUUGUGGGACUUGGGUUUUUGAUAGAGAACGCGCUGAUUGUUAUGAAUCGAUUCUGCUUUCAAAAUUCCACGCAGACCUAAAAUUUAUUAUAUCGUGGAACUAUCGUUCACACGUUUUUUGUCUCAACAGGCAUUCCCACGCACGCAGUAAAUGUACGCUGAUUUCCAAAGAGCAUGUAGUGUUUUUCUUUGUGUAACCAGUUGGAAGUUAGGCAUCAGCCCGGAGUAGCGCUUGGAAGUAGCCUAAUAAUAGAAUGCGUGACAGCGAAUGAUGAUUGUUUAUAUUAAGAAAAGUGCCAAAUGUCGAGAAGUAGUCCCUGCUUAAAAAAGUAGGAAAAUGCAAAAAAAAAAAAAAUUUGGACGCCCGAGAAGCCGCAUGGGAAAAACGGAGCCUUGGAGCCGCCUUGUGUUUCGUUUGGCGCAGUAGACAAAGGGUGCGUUGGAUGAACUGGACACAACGCUAGAAGGGGCAGCCACUCAGUGUUUUAGUAAAUACCACUUUUAACGCACAUGACUCUCUUAGACCUUCCUACUCACUCCUCUGGCCCCAUUCGGUGGAUUUUUAUUGGACACAUAGGAUGUACUGUUUUCAAUUUAUUGAACUUUAUAACCAAUGUGCAGGCGAUUUCAACAGUGGUGAAUUACCUAACGUUGACCUUCCCUUUGUGACCGUGCUGUCAUCGGCAUGCUCUCUCUACCAUGUACAAACUUUGUAUAUAGAAAUAAGAGUCCAGAAGUUUUCCUGUAUGCGCUGUGAUCAAAUUUUCCGAUAUCUAUUCUUUAUAUACUUGUUUGUUCUAAUUUAUGAGCUGUCAGUGUUGCGAGCUCACGAAAGGAGCUCUUGCGCUUGCCGUAAGUCACACAUAACGACCUCAGUCGACGUUGUAUGUUAUAUAUGUGACCUGUGCUAGAGCGGCAAAAGUUCAUUUGGUUUCAGCUGGUAAAGAAAUGACACUAUUGUAUUUUUAAUUAAGCAUUCGCUGUUCAAGGUUGCUAUAUUAAGUCAGAGUGUUGGAUAUAGUGGCACGUAUUUUGCCAGCGCGCGUACAGCUGCUUACGGAAGUUUUAUGAGCGCAUAUUUCAAGCAAAGUAGGAAAUGCAUUUUGUUGUAGUUUUGGCGUGUAGCGCUGGAAUUGUAAUGAGUGUUGCGCACUGCCACACUCAAUUUCUUGCGGCAUGCUUAGGAGGGGCGUCGAGAAUUUGUCGCUUCUGUGCUCUGAAAACCUCCGGGAGUGGCUGUCAAGUAUAUAUAAGUACCUUGCUAUCAACGAAAUUGCAAUUGAAAAGUAAUAAUGUCUUUCCGAGCUUUGUGGGAGCACCUGGACCACGCUGCAUCAAUGCCAUUUGUGUUCGUUCACCUCUCCGGCAAUACUUGUGUGAUUGCGUUAUUUGAAAGUGGUCUGUGAAAUGUUACUGAACUGUUAGACUGAGCCAGUUUUUAUUUAAUAAAGAUCUCGACAAAGUAUA
Messenger RNA from Dermacentor silvarum, 3298 nucleotides. RefSeq lists its product as uncharacterized. The record is from RefSeq and is a predicted model, not a curated record. NCBI's taxonomy places the organism in Eukaryota, Metazoa, Arthropoda, Arachnida, Ixodida, Ixodidae. The transcript is spliced from 4 exons. Bases 286 to 1083 code for a protein of 265 amino acids.